UCCGCUACGUCGACUGCGUCAAAACAUUGAAAAUAACAUUUUAUCUAAUUUUUAUUGACAAAUGUCUAUACAAACAGAAUAAGCAUUUGAUUGAUCGACUCAUUUAGAAGUUAACUACGGCAACGGUGUUCUUACUUUUUUGCAUACACUUUGAAAAGUGAAUCAAAUUAUCGUCCCCCAAACCGUAACAAUAGCCUAUGUGAUUAGAGAGCGAGCGUCAUCGCGUAAGCCCCCACACUGUUGGUGGGCAAUCGAUAGACCGAUCAUUCAAACUUUGAUUGAGUUUACCCUCGCUGAAUAGAUAACACUUUUAUCUUAUCGUAAAUGACGAAUCCCGAUGAUGAGCGCACUCCACUCAUCGCUGCAGCUAUCCCAGCAGCGACUGCCCCAUCAGCGGCUUCGGGAUCACGACCAUACGGUGCCGCCACUUUACACCCGGAUGAUGAUACGCGCGAAACGAUGAGCAGCUUCGUGGUGAACAACGUGGCCGGUGAGUCCGGCCGGAAGCUGCCACAGUACAUUGCCGGGCUGGCCGCGUCCGGAGGUGCCCUGGCGGCCGGUACCUUCCUCGGGUGGACCUCGCCGGCGGAGAUUCCACUGGUGCAGAAGCAGGAGUACGGCUUCCCGAUCAGUACCGAGGACUUUUCCUGGAUUGGGUCGAUGGCCAACUUGGGUGCGGCGCUGAUGUGCUUCCCUAUUGGGAUUCUGAUGAAGAUGAUUGGGCGGAAGUGGGCUAUGUUGACGAUGGUUCUGCCGCUGCUGCUCGGCUGGUUGCUGAUCAUCUUUGCGAACAACGUGGCCAUGCUGAUGGUUGGGCGGUUCUUCCUCGGUAUCGGAGGAGGUGCGUUCUGUAUUGCUGCGCCGACCUAUACAGCUGAGAUUGCGCAGUCUUCGAUUCGGGGAACGCUGGGAACAUUCUUCCAGCUGCUGGUCACCAUCGGUAUCCUGUUCGUGUAUGGAGUCGGUGCCGCUGUGAACGUACAGGUGCUGAGCAUCAUUUGCGGAGUGAUUCCGCUUGUGUUCGGAUUGAUCUUCUUCUUCAUGCCGGAGAGUCCUCACUACUUUAUCGAAAAAAAUCGCGAGGACGAUGCGUCCAAAUCCCUCAAGUGGCUCCGCGGCAACCGCUACGACGAACGGGCCGAAAUCGAAGAACUGAAAGCCGAAGACGCAAAAAUUCGCGAGGAUAAAAUCACCUUCGUCCAGGGCUUCAAGCAGCGUGCCACCAUCCGGGCGUUGAUCAUCUCCCUUGGCCUAAUGUUCUUCCAGCAGCUGUCCGGUAUCAACGCCGUCAUCUUCUACACCACGACCAUCUUCGACGAUGCCAACACCGGACUGGAAGCCACCGCGGCCACGAUCAUCGUCGGAGUCAUCCAGGUCGUUGCGACACUCCUCGCCACGUUCAUCGUGGACAAAACCGGCCGGCGAAUCCUGCUGAUGAUCUCGGACUUCUUCAUGGCCGUCUCCACCAUCCUCCUCGCCGUGUACUUCCAGCUCAAGGAAGACGACGCCUCCCAGGUGGCAAACCUCGGCUGGCUCCCGGUCCUGGCCGUGUGCCUGUUCAUUGCCAUGUUCUCCAUCGGUUUCGGACCCAUUCCGUGGCUCAUGGUCGGCGAACUGUUCGCCAACAACGUCAAGGCCUACGUCAGCCCUCUGGCCGGUGUGUUCAACUGGCUGCUCGCUUUCCUCGUAACGAAGGUCUUCACCAACCUUCGGGAUGCCCUCGGCAUCGCCGGAGUGUUCUGGUUGUUCUCCGGCCUAUCACUCCUCGGCACCGUAUUCGUGUUCUUCAUAGUCCCGGAAACCAAGGGCAUCACCCUGGCGGAAAUUCAGCGGAUGCUGUCCGGUGAAAAGGUGCGACGCUCCAGUGGCCACAGCAAUCCAGCGAUGGAGGACGACGAGAAACCCGAAACCCGUUAAGAAGUGCGGGCACUUCCGAUUGUAGGCUAUAUUUAUAUUGUACAUACUUUCCAACGUUUGAGGCCAACUCUACUAGAUAUACUGCUAAGCCGAAAGUCUAAGGAACUGAAACAUCACUUCACUCGACUGAGAGAGAGAGAGGCAGAGGCCCGGUUUGCUACUGAUAUGUAUUAUCGAUUUUUUUAAUGUUAACGAUACUAAUUUAUGUAUAGCAAAGUAGCGGAUGAGUGCAUUGUGAGUGCUCACGAGAGAGAUUUGAGUGAUAGCAACAUAUCCAACCAUCACGAGGAUUAACUGUGUAAAUCCACUUCCGAAUUUCAGGUCGGGAAUGUCAUGUUACGUCGUUAUCAUAAUCGUGUAACAGUUUUAAGGGGGUCCAUUGUACUUGGUAGAGCCGGCAAAUUAGUGCAUGUGGUAUUCCGUUAGUCGACUGUCCAACGUUACUGACGUAUGGUGGACCCCUUGUGCGAAAUAUGAUUAAACAAUAAAACAAUGAAAACUGA
Messenger RNA from Aedes albopictus (Asian tiger mosquito), 2420 nucleotides. Its product is annotated as facilitated trehalose transporter Tret1-like. Lineage: Eukaryota; Metazoa; Arthropoda; Insecta; Diptera; Culicidae. Gene Ontology annotation, cellular component: membrane. Gene Ontology annotation, biological process: carbohydrate transport; transmembrane transport. The transcript is spliced from 3 exons. Gene Ontology annotation, molecular function: sugar transmembrane transporter activity. Bases 325 to 1917 code for a protein of 530 amino acids. The record is from RefSeq and is a predicted model, not a curated record.